AUGGAUGACCGCAGGAUCGAUGUACACCACCAUUUUGUGCCAAGCUUUUACAGGGAAGCUGUUGAGUCAGUGGGUGGUGAUCCAUCCGGCUGGGUCGUUCCUGACUGGAGCCCGGAGGAAGACGCCGCAGUCAACGACAAGUUCGGUAUCAAAACCGCCAUACUGUCUCUCACCGCACCUGGCGCAUGUAUCCUCAAAGACCCAAAGGCAUCGGCGGAGCUUGCCCGCAAGGCGAAUGAAUAUGCAGCAAAGCUUCGCGACGAGAAGCCCAACCAAUAUGGCUUCUUUGCGGCUCUACCCAAUAUCUUGGACAAGGAGUAUGCUCUGCGUGAGAUAGCAUACGCCUAUGACGUCCUCCGGGCAGAUGGCGUCACCCUUUUUACUCGCUACGGGGACGGCAACCACUAUUUAGGCCACCCCGACUUCAGGGACAUAUGGGCUGAGCUGAACCGUCGCUCCGCCAUCGUCCAGGUGCACCCCACGCACCCGGUCGACACAGCGCAAGUGAGCGGCCUGCCCCAGCCAGUGAUCCGCUAUCCAUUUGAAACGACACAAGCGGCUAUAGAUAUGCUAUAUCAGAAGACUGUGCGGAACAAUCCGGCCUGCAAGAUUAUUCUGUCGCAUGCAGGCGGUGCACUCCCUUAUCUUAUUAGUCGCCCAGCCAGCACUUUGCCUCAGGAAGAGUAUGAUGCAUUCUGGGAUGAUGCACGAAGCUUCUAUUUUGACACUGCGUUAUCUGGCACGGACAACGUAUUCCGAACCUUGGAAAGCUUUGCCAAGCCAGGCCAUAUUCUGUAUGGAAGCGAUGCACCAUACGCGCCCGAUGACCUGAUAAAAUUCCAUACGUCCCGACAGGACCAGUAUUUGUGGGAUAAUUCGAACCUGCGAGCAGAUAUCAAUCGUAAAAGUGCGCUUCUGUUGUUCCCGCGGCUGAAAUAA
This is a messenger RNA of Aspergillus bombycis, 939 nucleotides long. Its product is annotated as amidohydrolase family protein. The record is from RefSeq and is a predicted model, not a curated record. The transcript is spliced from 2 exons. Gene Ontology annotation, cellular component: cytoplasm; cytosol. Gene Ontology annotation, molecular function: hydrolase activity; carboxy-lyase activity. NCBI's taxonomy places the organism in Eukaryota, Fungi, Ascomycota, Eurotiomycetes, Eurotiales, Aspergillaceae. The coding region runs from base 1 to 939 and encodes 312 amino acids. Gene Ontology annotation, biological process: secondary metabolic process.